AUGGCGAUGGCUUUCAAAAUGGCUACUACUGGGAUGUGGGUAACUGAAGAGUGCAAGAACUCUUUCAUGGAGAUGAAGUGGAAAAAGGUACAUAGAUACAUAGUUUUCAAGAUCGAUGAAAGGUCGAGGCUUGUCACCGUCGAUAAGGUUGGUGGUCCUGGAGAAAACUAUGAUGAUCUUGCUGCUUCUUUGCCUAACGAUGAUUGUAGAUAUGCCGUCUUUGAUUUCGAUUUUGUCACUGUUGAUAACUGCCGCAAAAGCAAGAUCUUCUUCAUUGCAUGGUCACCAACAGCAUCAAGGAUAAGAGCAAAGAUGCUAUACGCAACAUCAAAGGAUGGGCUGAGAAGAGCUUUAGAUGGAAUCUCAUAUGAACUUCAAGCAACUGAUCCAACUGAGAUGGGGUUUGAUGUAAUUCAAGACAGAGCCAAAUAG
Messenger RNA from Lathyrus sativus (Indian pea), 432 nucleotides. Lineage: Eukaryota; Viridiplantae; Streptophyta; Magnoliopsida; Fabales; Fabaceae. The record is from the annotation of a GenBank genome assembly.